Molecule: messenger RNA, 1565 nt
Organism: Neohortaea acidophila
Lineage: Eukaryota; Fungi; Ascomycota; Dothideomycetes; Mycosphaerellales; Teratosphaeriaceae
Product: glycosyl hydrolase
Exons: 3
Coding region: 83-1117 (344 amino acids)
Biological process (GO): carbohydrate metabolic process
Molecular function (GO): hydrolase activity, hydrolyzing O-glycosyl compounds
Source: RefSeq, a predicted model, not a curated record
AACGACUUGCUCUGCGUUGGCCGUAACGCUGGUCCACCUUUCCGAUGGCCAUAGCUCGAUCCGACAUCCACCAACAUCAGCAAUGUUCUUCUCAACCUUCGCCCCGAUCCCGCUGAGCCUCAUCGCCCUCGCCGCCAUCACUGAUGCCUCGCCUUCACUGCAUCAGUUGGCCCUACGAGAUACGAUGGCCUACAAUGUGCUCGACGGGCAAAACUUCCCGGAUCCCAGCAGCAUCACCAUUGGCGGCGUGACGUACGUCUUCGGCACAACGACCGCCGGCCUGAACAUCGCCAUGACAAAGAACAAGAAUUUCGACGAUAGUGGCACCUGGGACCAGACGCUGGAAGAUCCCUUCCCGACCGACAACGUCCCAGCUUACAGCAAUUGGGCGACUGCUGAUACUACUUGGGCUCCGGACGUCAGCCAAUUGACCGAUUAUGACGGCUCAUUCGCCAUGUACUACGCUGCCGCUUUGAAAUCAAACUCGGCCGUACACUGCACCGGAUUGGCGCGGAGCGGAACUGUGACCGGACCGUACAACGACAGCUCCACCGAGCCCAUGAUCUGCCCCGAAUCUGCCGGAGGGGCGAUCGAUGCUUCCGGGUUUCUCGACCCCACCAGCAAGCUGCGCUACGUGGUGUACAAGAUCGACGGGCCGGCGGCGAACAAUGGCGGCUACUGCGCCAGCACCUCGUACACGAGCCCCAACACCAGUCUGAUGCUCAUCCAGACCGAAUCCGACGGCUACACGCGAGUCGCCGGGCCCGUGAAUCUGUACAACAACGAUGGUGUGGCGGACAGCUACAACAUCGAGGCACCCGUCAUCCGAUACAGCGGCGGAACGUACUUCCUGUUCUUCUCUUCCGGCUGCACGUCGUCCAACUCCUACACCGUGUCCUACGUCACCGCCACGAACAUCUGGGGUCCAUACGGUGAUCGGAAGCUGCUACUCGGCACCGGGGACGAUGGACUGUACGGGCCAGGAGGCGCCACGCCCGACUCCGCCACGGGCAACUUUGUCUAUCACUCAUUGGAGCAAAGCAACAACAUCGGUGCUGGAAGACAGCUCAAUACGGCUAGUUGGGCUGCGAACGGAGAUUCGAUUACACUUUCAUAGCCCGAGAAUUCAUUGCAACCGAGUCUUGCUACUGUCGAGUCCCGCGAUGUUCCAUCGGUCUCCCAGGUAUCAUCUCCCGUGGAAUGCAGUGGCGACUUGACGUGCCGUCAAGCCAACGAGCUUUCGACCACAGUAUUCAACGCAUCAAGCCUGUUGCUCGCGCUAUGCAAGAGCGUUGAAACGGAUGAUGAACAGCCGCGCUGAGCAGCCGGGUGGAAAGUCGAACCGAGUACUGCUCGAAGGCUAAAUGACGCUCAAAUGGCGACCUGGAGUAGAGUUGUGGAAAAGCGCGCACGCGGCCAACCGGAAAUAAGGUCCGACGAGAUACUUUACAGACGGGAUGAGGUGAUGUUGCCAAGGCCAAUGCGCGCCCGCGUUCCGCUCUUCCCGGCACUGGCAAAUGCGGGGACGGAAAGGCGACUGACCUCACGCUCUAAAUGCCGAACAU